Mytilus californianus (California mussel) is the source of this 9990-nucleotide messenger RNA. Its product is annotated as hemicentin-1-like. Bases 822 to 8372 code for a protein of 2516 amino acids. The record is from RefSeq and is a predicted model, not a curated record. The transcript is spliced from 32 exons. Lineage: Eukaryota; Metazoa; Mollusca; Bivalvia; Mytilida; Mytilidae.
GUUUAUCAUAUUUUAAAGAUUGAAAACGGAAAAUUCAUGUUUGUUUUUUUUUUGUUUUUUUUUUUUUGUUUUUUUUUUGUUUUGUUUUUUUUUUCAACUUUGCCAUAUAAAGGGAGAUAACUGAAAUAAUGUAUUUUUUAUAAAGGAAUGUGUUAUGAAUUCACGUAUUUGGUUUAGUAGCAAGAAAACGAGUCCCGUGUCCUCAAUUUUUCUUUUUAUUUUCUGAAAGCACAUUAUAAGAUCUAUCUUCUUAUAUUUUAUUUUCGAAUUCUAUGGUUUAGGUUUCUUUUUAUCACUCAAACGUUUGGACUCUAUCAACAAUCUAUUCAAAAUCUGACAAUUUUGUAUAACCUGUAGCUUGAAAAAAGGCCCGGUGACCCUUACUUUUUAUUGAAAAAAAAAACAUGAUAUAAUGUACAUUUUGGCAAAUUAUUAAAAAACUAUAUGGAUUUUAAUUUAGACCUCCAUCUAACUUUAUAAAAACAAUUGGCAGUUGUGGUUUGGUGUAGCGUGUUUUUAUUGAACAUAUUUAUAAAUACAGUCUUCUUUUAUUUCAUUGUUCAGUAUAUUUAAAGUCAAAUAUCUGUAAAACGAUCCGUAUAAUUACUACAUUUGUAGUUGUGAUCCAAUUCAUGUUGUAACGCGAAAGAAGGAAGUAGAUUUUAUUGAAAGAAAAUACUGAUUUCCGGAAAUAAGCUGACGAUGAGAGAUUAGUAAGUACCGUCCACAAGGAUCGGAUUGAUUACUGCAUCUUAUAAUUGUUUUCCUUAAUAGAUAACCAUCACAUCAUCGAAGAACCAAAGCUGAAAACAUGAAAUGAAAUGGUGAUCUUAUUUAUACUAAUAGCAAUACAGCUCUUGGUGUAUCAAGUUCUUGGUUGUGUGGAGACGUUUCCAGUACAAAUCAAGUCUAAUACAGUUUGUUCAAACCAAACAAGGACGUGUACCGAGUCAUGUGUACACAAUCAGCUGUUUUACGAUGGCAAUUCUACAAAAACAUACGAAUGUAUUGAUGAUGAUAUUUGGUCUCCCCCGGUUCCAGGAAACGGUUGUCUAGAUCGAACACCAGCCACAUUCUGGAUGAGGUUUGAAGUAGAUUACAAGACGACUGGAAUAGCCUUGUACUGUCUUGAUGCUCAUAGGCAAGCCUUGGAGGAUAACCGUGUCACCUUAGAGAAACAAGUAUCAUACUAUUGCAACAACCCAGUCGUCAGUGUAGGGGAUAUCUCCAUCAACAGGACCGUGUCACGUACAAGCAGUUUUGUUAUAACAACUGUAUUCUACAUAGAGAUCGGAGAUACUUUUACAACAGAAUCAAACAAAGAUGCAUGUUCCCUGCUUUUACAGUUAAACGUUAAUUCUCAGAACCUGUUGGUUUAUGGUAGCACUCUUGUGUGCAGCACUGGUACAUCCAACAUUAACAAGACUUCUGCCAGUGUGAACUCCGAUAUGAGCAGCUGUCCAGAGUUACAUGUACUUGUAGUGGACAACAAUGGAGUUGACUACUGUGUUGUUGACACACCUGUAAUUGGAGUGGAAUCCUUUACAUAUACUGCAAAUAUUAGCCAGGAUGUUACUCUAUAUUGUGAGCUGCUGUUCGGAACUCAAGUUACCGGUCUGUAUUGGCAGCAAGACAACCAAAACUUGACAGCUGCUUCAUUCAGUGAUAAAUACAGUAGUGCUACGAAAGAAAUUCCUAGUUUAACCAUUCGGAAUGUUACCUAUGAUGAUGCUGGGACAUAUUCGUGUCAUGCUGUAAACUAUGUUGGAACUGGUAGCAGUCCGGAUAUACAAUUAAAUGUGAUAGCAAGAGUAGAAGAUAUUCCUGAUGUGUAUAUUCUUGAACCUAAGUACUAUGUCACUGCUGGAAAUAAUGUCACAAUUAACUGCUCUGUUUCUGCUUUCCCAUCUGUACAUGAGGUUAAAUGGACAAGAAAUGUUUCUGGAGUGAUUGAAUUUAUUUCAUCCGAUUACCAAGAAUUCCAGGGAAGUACUACAACAUCACCUUCAUUGACUAUUCUGUUUGCUGAUUUAUCAGAUGGUGGAAUAUACAUUUGUAUGGCUACUAAUGCUGCAGGCACUGGAAGGAGUUCACCUACAUCGCUGCAUGUUUUAGGAGAUAAACCAACUGUACAGAUCCCCGAGGAAUCAUAUACACCAAUACUAGGUAAUAAUGUUACCAUCAAAUGUAACUACAGUUCCGAUCCGCCAGCGACCAGUAUACAAUGGAAUUACAAUGUUUCAGGAAACUUCAUUGAUAUCAACUUAGAUAAGGAUAAAUAUUCUGGGAGUACAACAAUAGAACCAUCGCUAUCGAUCUUCAAUAUAAGUUUUGAUGACACUGGACAAUACCAAUGCACAGUUCGUAAUUAUCUUGGGACAGGAUACAGUUCUCCUGUUGCCGUGCAAGUUUUUGGAGAUCCACCAACUGUUGAUGGUUCACCAUACUUUUAUUCAACUAUACUUGGAACUAAUCUAACAAUGAAAUGUAACGUUAGUGGAAUACCAGCGCCACUGUCUGUUUCUUGGCUGCGCAAUGAAACUUCAGGAAUGACGUCUAUUCAGUCUAAUAGCGGAAAGUAUGACGGAGGAAUCCUGACUUCGACAUCACUUACAAUAUAUAAUGUUGCGGACACAGAUGAAGGCUGGUAUACAUGUUUUGCUACAAACUUGGCGGGAAGUAGCUACAGCGAACCAGUUUACCUCAAUGUUUCAGGAGAUGAGCCGCAUGUCACUAUAGGAGCACAAGAAUACACUGUGAUUUAUGGUAGCAAUGUUACUAUGGGGUGUUUCAUCUCAUCUCAUCCAACCUUUUUAUCAGUCCUUUGGCAACAUAACACGUCUGGAUCCCUGACCGAUAUCGAUACUGAUGAACAAAGAGUAACUGGUGGAACCAUUAUGCAGCCAUCUUUAACUUUAACACGUGUUAACUUUACACACCAAGGGUUAUAUCGGUGUCGUUCAACGAACCAAGUCGGGACUGGCUUCAGCAACUUUACAACUUUGACAGUCAUAGGAGAUAUUCCAAACAUCAAUGUGCUAAGUUAUUCCUACAACGUUAUCGUCACAAGUAAUAUCACAAUUGCAUGUAAUGUUAGCGCGACACCAGAUGUUACAAGUAUCAAGUGGCAGAAAGGUUCAACCAAUGAAACAACAGAUAUGGUAAUUGAUCAUGUGAAAUACAGUGGUGGAACUGUUGAUAUUCCUUCACUAACUAUUUGGCAUUUGGAAAAUGGAGAUGAAGGCUGGUACACUUGCACUGCAGAAAAUUUAGUUGGUAUUGGAACUAGUGAUCAAAUUUAUAUCAAUGUUACCGGAGACAUUCCCAUGGUAACAAUACCACGGAAUUCAUACGACGUCAUUCUUGGAGAGAAUGUAACAAUUGGGUGCGAGAUUAGUUCGCAUCCACCAUCAACAAAGGUUUCGUGGCAACGUAAAGUAACAGGAGAAUUUACACCAAUAAUCAUAGACAGAGUGAGGUUCAGUGGUAGUAGCGUAGCCAACCCAUCUUUAACAAUUAGCUUUGUAACAUUUGAAGAUGACGGAGAAUACAUCUGUGUUGUUGAUAACUUUGUUGGUGAAGGUGAAAGCAAUUCAUCGAUCCUAUUAGUUAUUGGAGAUCCACCUACUGUAUCUGUCAGUUCAACACUAUAUGACGCAAUAGAAGACGACAAUGUUACCUUGCAGUGUAAUACUUCUGGCGUUCCGGAUGUUCAGUCCGUAUCUUGGCAUUUAAACCUUACAGCUAAUAAUCAUAUUCAGACCAUGAUAAGAUACCAAACUGCAUUUGAACCGUCUUUAACUAUUUUAAGCGUAGCAUUGAAUGAUGCAGGCUUGUAUACAUGCACAGCAACAAACUUAGCUGGGACAACUCGCGGAGUACCAAUACAAUUAAAUGUUGACGAAAAAUGUACGAAAUAUGUUCCAGAUGUCAGUUAUUCUGUCAUAGAUUGUACGUUUACCAAUAAUACCGGUACUUGUGAAAUCAACUGUGACAGUGGCUUUAUGUUCAGAGAUGGUAGUGACAGCAAAAUAUACCAAUGCACUGGAAGAAAUCAAUGGGUCCCACCUCUACCUAUGCCAACAUGUCUAGAAACAGCGCCUUCUACUUACGUUCUUGUCGUGAACAUAAAAUACAGAACAUCUGGUAUUGCAUUGUUCUGCAAGACGGCACACAAUCAAGCCAUUAGUAAUAGUUAUGAUGCAAUCAUUCAGCAGAUUUCUUUUUAUUGUAAUAACCAGUUCGUAUCAGUUGGACCAAUAGCAGUCAACAGCACUAAUUCAACGACGUCUAGUUUUGAUAUCACAACAACAUAUUUCAUUGUUGUUGGAGACUCUUCAACACCAAAGACAACAACUGAUGCAUGUGGGCUGUUGAUAGAAAACAAUAUUAAGGACAGUCUCUUCUUCGUCUAUGGCAGUAGCUUACAAUGUGACAAAGAAGCAUCUGCCAUCACAAAAACAGACGGCAUUGUUGUGAGCAAAGAGUCAAAGUGUCCUGAUGGCUUUUCACUCAUUGAUGAAACAAAUAUAUGCAUAUCAGAAAUUCCACAAGUGGGUAGCACUGACACGCAGUACACAAGUGAAGUUGGAAGCAACGUGACAUUGUAUUGUGAUAUUAAAUCUAAUCUUCCUAUUAGCUCCAUCUACUGGCUAUUUACUCCAUAUGGCAAAACCGAUCAAGUAGCCAUUCAGACUAAUGACAGUCGGUACACAGGAGGUACAACGCAGGAAGCUUCCUUGACCAUCAAAGAUGUUGAUUUUGAUGAUAUCGGAUUGUACAAAUGUUCCGCCAUAAAUGAAGUCGGAGUUGGGAGUGGACCAAAUAUGAUGUUAUCUGUCAUCACAACAGUUCAAGAUUUACCCAUUGUAGAAGUAUUGAAAAUCUCAUAUGCUGUAAUACUUGGUAAUAAUGUCACAUUAGAUUGUAGCAUUAAGUCAGACCUUUUAGUGUCGAAUGUUAAAUGGCAAAAGAAAGUUGGAAACCAGUUUGUAGACAUAAUCAUUGAUAGUCAAAAUUAUCAUGGCAGUACAGUUUCUAAUCCAAAUUUAGUUAUGACUGGUGUCCGGUUUAGUGACAGAGGUGGAUAUAUAUGCACAGCAACAAGUUUCGCCGGAACAGGAAGUAGUAAUAUUUCAAUACUAUCUGUGAAUGGAGAUUUACCAGUUGUGAGUGUCGGUUUACGAUAUUAUACAGUACAGUUUGGUAGUAACAUAAUGUUACAAUGUAUGAUAUAUGGUGUUCCGACAGUCACAGAAGUAAUAUGGUACCGUAAUGAUAGUGGAAAUCUAAAGAAAAUUGAUGUUAUGACUCCAGAUUACAGUGGUUCGUUACCUAAUAUGCCCUCGCUUACAAUAAUUGUGGCAAAAAGUAUAGAUGAAGGAUGGUACACAUGCACAGGUACCAAUCUGGCUGGAACAACAUCUAGUGCUCCUAUCUAUCUAAAUGUAACAGCAAAUAAACCUGUUAUUACCAAUUCACAAGAUAGGUACGAUGUCAUAGCAGGAUAUACUGUUAAACUUCAGUGUUCAGUAUUUGCCUAUCCGCCUGUUAUAACUUCAACUUGGACAAGAAAUUCAACUGGUACAUUCAGAAACGUUGUCACUGAUGGACACAAAUUUCAAAUAAGUGGUAACUCCACGUUCUCCUUGCAAAUAAAUACAGUGGAUUUGAGUGAUAAUGGAGUAUACGUGUGUCAAUCAACAAAUGAUGCUGGUACUACAGUCGGAGCACCCAUAGUACUACAUGUUAUUGGAGGAACUCCAACAGUUCGGAUUGAUCCAACCUUUUCGGUCCUUUACGGUGAAAACGUUACCUUGGAAUGUAAAAUAACUUCAGUGCCAAAUCUUACCGCUGUUUCAUGGAAAACUGAUGCCUCUGGAUCUUUACAAGACAUCGAUCCUUUACAUGCGAAGUACAAUGGAGGAACAAUAGUUAAACCAUCACUGACGUUAUUGAAUAUUAACUUUGAGGAUGAUGGCAAAUACGUUUGUAUGGGGACAAAUUUACUUGGUACUGGAAGUAAUAUUACUACCCUAACGGUCACUGGAGGUGUUCCUAGCGUGUAUGUAUCGUCAACUGUAUACCAUGUAACAAUCGCCGAUAACAUAACAUUGAACUGUAAUGCGUCUAGUUCCCCAGAUGUUAUCUCGAUAUCAUGGGAAAAAAAUAGAACAGGAUUGUCGAAUAGAUUGUACAGUGGAGGAACAUUGUCUCAACACUCACUGACACUGUACAAUCUUGAAGCAAUUGAUGGUGGUUGGUAUGUUUGUACGGCGACAAACUUGGUUGGUACAGGAAAAAGUUACCCUAUUUACCUGAAUGUCACAGGAGAAGAAGUUUGCGCCCCUAGUGUAUUUCCCAUGAUCAGUAACGGUGAUGUGACAUGUAGCGACAACUCUUUUCUUUUGUGCAUUGUGUCAUGUGAUAGUGGAUAUGUUACAAGAGAUGGUAAUUUAACAGUGAACUUCCGUUGUGAAAAUAAUGUUUGGAGUCCACCCCUGCCACCAAAGGGAUGUUUAGCAUAUGUUUUACCCCUAACAGAAUACAGGCUUCAAGUGAGGUACAAUUUCAGUGCUAUUGCGAAAUAUUGCCUAACAAGUCACGAGCAAAUAUUGGAAAACUUAAAAUCUGCUUUUGGGCAAGAGGCUACGAAUGUGUGUCACAAUAAUAUCUUUAAUACUGGUAUUAUGUUGGAAAUAGCUGACAUACAAUCACAAACAUCUGGAUUUACAAUAGACACUGUUUUCACAGUUCGAACACGGUUUAAUACCGUUGGUAAAGCGGACAGAGAUUUAUGCAGAAUUCUGCUUGAAAAUAGAGUUACAGCACUGUCAUUAUUUACAUAUACUAGUACACUUAACUGCGGCUCGGCCACCAGUACUGUAGGUCAGAGAUCUGGGUCCCUGUUGUCAUCGAUGGAUAUAUGCUCUAGUGGUACGACAGCUGUUUCCACACAGCCAGAAAUAUACUGCGUUUCUGAUGUACCAAGUGUUGUUAUUCUAAAACCAUCUUACAUCGUCGAAAAUGAAGAUUCUGUUACCAUAGAAUGUAUCGUUGAAUCAACUAUUGAAAUAGAUAAUGUUUACUGGAUACACAAUUCAUCAGGGGAGAUAAAAACUAUAUAUGGAAAUAGUACUGAUGACAAGUAUAGCGGAAGUUCGCCGAAAGUCCCAUCUUUGACUAUUACCUCUUCAGACUUUUCAGAUGAAGGACUGUAUACAUGCAUAGCUGUCAAUGAUAUUGGUCCAGGUUCAAGUGCUGCAGUCUUUGUAGAUAUUGUUGAAAAAAUUAGAGAUUUACCCUUGAUAACUAGUACCAGUACGACACUGCAAUACAUAUCAGGUAGUAAAGUAAAACUGGAAUGCCCUGUAGCUGAGAAAAGCUAUGCAUCAAUUGUUUAUUGGCAGUUUGUUAAGACUGGACAGUUAGAGAUUUUGCAACCCUUUAGCUUCACAGAUCGGUAUAGUGGAAGCACAGCAAAUUCACCAUCUUUGACCAUCCACGAUGCGACAGUAGGUGACAGUGGCAGUUAUACCUGCUUUGCUGUCAAUAUUCUUGGUGUUGGAAGAGGCCAUCCAAUAGAACUUGUUGUUAAAGAAUUAGGUUUUUCUGGUGAGCCGGGAACAGGCCAGUCAACAAGUGAAACUAAUACUCUAUCUUGUGUAAAAACAUUUAGCUUUUUGUUAAUGUUUGCAUUCAUCGGUAUAGUGCUGUUAACAGCCUGUUCCAUCAUAAUAUGCACUUUUGUACCGGACAGAGUUAGCUCUUUUAUUCGUAACGUCAGACAGUGGAAAAUCUCAGAGAAAAUUUUCAUCAUAGCCAUAGAGAUCUUCCUGUCAGUUGUAACAUCAUGUGCCCUUGCUGGAAUAGUGACUGUUACCAAGUGUGCAGAUGACGUUACAGGAGCUACAGUAGGAUUAACAGGAGUGGCGCUUAUUCCUGGAAUAGUGAUGUCUGCCUUAUAUUUAGCGUUUUGUUGUUAUAUACAAACAAAACGAAUCAAUAAAAUUGGCAACAAAAGUAAUUCUGGUGGCAUGAUUGCAAGCACUAGUCCAGUUCCAGAAGAACACUUUCAAGUUAAAUCAUGGCGUCCUUACGAGACUUCUGAUCAGCCAUUGUUUCAAACAGAAAACGAAGAGGUCAGUAAAACGCCGUAUCAAGGAGAAGAACUGAAUAUGUAUGCAUCGACAUUCAAAAGUGUGCCUCUCAUUUCUAAGCCAUCUGGAAUGGGUACACCCGGAAGACAGUCAUUACCCCCUAUAGGGUAUACAGAAUAUGCAGAAGUGAAAAAGAAAAGACGAAGAAGGAAGAAAAAGAAACCAAAGAAAGAAUCGUUUGAUGCUAUGGACGAUUCACAUGAUGAAUUCUGAAAAUAUAUAUCGGAGUCAUGAAUAUUAGACACUUUAUCAAAAACUUAAAGUGUGACACAAAAUGAAGCAAUUAGUAUUUAAAAUAUUUUCAUACUUACCUUGUGCGCUAUGACAAUCUAUAUAAUGGACAUUAAAUAAUGGAACAGAGAUAUUUUAAUUAAUCUUGAAGAACAGCACUGGAAUGCCACCAUAAUGUUUGUCUUUAUUUGAGAUUUGUUUAUUUUUAUUUGUAUUAUUUGAUGCUACUGUCCUUGUAUUUAACACGCCAGGUUAAGAUUUCAAGUAUUUGACAACCCUUUCCUAACGGUGUGGUAAAUUUCAAAGUUUUGAAUUCAUGCUUGAGUUUGUUCGAUUCCCUCACCUGUUCAACGCCUAACAAAAUAAGAAAACCGUAUUCAAAAUGUGUAAGUUAAACCUUUUCAAAUAACAAUCAAUUAUUUUAAAUCGUGAUUAUUGGUUUAUAAAUACUUUAAAUUUGUCAAUUUUCUUGAAGCUAUGUUCUCCUUACUUGCAAAUAGUGACAACAAGGACAUUUAAUCAAUUAUUAACCUAAGUGUUUCCUUAUAAACUAUUUAAGAAAAGUUUGAUGAUGUAUGUAGCAAAUCGCUCAAUUUAUCUAUAUUUAUACAUAAAUGACAUAUUAGGGCAAGCCUGGUUUGUCAAUCGGGUUCUUUUUUCAGGGGAUGCAUAUAUUUAUGCUUUUUAGAUUUCCAUUUCACUAUAUAUUUAAUUUCGAAUUGUGGUCUACCAAGCACUGUUAUUACUAUUUGCGAUUAUGAUUUUCUGUCUUUUUUAAUGAUGGGGAAAUUAUUGCAACAUCGAUCGCAGUUCUGUGGUUUUAGUUUAUGCUUUUUUUUCUCACUAAUCAAGGGUCUACUAUCGGAACUUUAAAGACUACAUGGUCGAUACCUCUGCUGGUGGACUAUCAGUCCCCAAGGGUAUCAUCAGCUCAGUAGUCAGUACUUCGGUACUGACAUGAUUUAUACAUUGUUAUAACAAACUUUUCUAAAAUUGUCCGUUUAUAAAUUUUGAAAUUAUAAUGAAACUAAGGUUUCAACUCCCUCAGGCAAAGUUGACCUUAGAUGGAAUUGGCUAUUUGUUUUAGGUAUUUUUGUCAUAUAGCUCUUCAACUGUUUCGGUACUUAUACAUCCCUCGGAUUUCAAAUGUUUGGCUUUGAGCGUUCCUGAUGAAGGUAAAUCCAGAAAAGCGCUUCGGACGCAUGAAAUAAUUAAACGUGUUGUUUUCAAUUUUGUACCUAACUUAGUAAUGCUAUUUUUUACAUAAUGGACUGUUUCAGGAGAAGUUUGUGUUAUUAUAUAUAUUUUAGAAGUGUUCACCAAAUUGUUGUUGAAGUUAAUAUUAGACAGAACAGUAUAAUUCAAACCAGUGACAAAACAUUUUUCAAACUUUUGAUCAAUACUAAUGAAAUUUACCAAAUUAGUUAUCGACAUUUUGAAACGGUAAAUUUCUUCCGUCCAUUCAAUUAGGUUAUAUUUCUUUUAUUCCGUCCAUGUGAUUUUUUUUCGAUGAUGUUUUAAUAUCUUUUUAUUCUAUUUUUCAGAUAUUAGCAUUUGUAGCUUUAUUCCGGUUUUGUGAUUAUUAAAAAACAUUUUAUAA